UACAAGUGGAACAUUUGCAAAGUGCCUUUGAGUGGUCUGCAAGCGUUUGGAUAGUGUCCGCAGGUUGAUUCAAUCUUCAGUGCUUCGUUAUCACACGGGAACAAGGCUUGACAAGAUACGACAGAGCACAAUAAUGCCUGCCAACGGUGUGUGUAGUGUCGGUUUGGAGGUGAUCGAAGAUACGGCCACCUAUGCCAGCGGCUCGGACAGUGCGGGCGUCUCGGAGGACGAAGAUGUGCAGCAGCUGUUCGUGAACGGUACGCAUCGUGUUACUAGUGUGUCCCUGCCCAAGAAGUCGGAUGCGCGUGGCAAGCUGUCGCAGCAACCGGAUGAAGGCAAAUCGGUGUCGGAAAAGCGUUACGCGAGUCUGCCGAACCGCGAGCAGCACCAGCAGUUCCUGACGGAGUUCCUGACGGAGGUGCUCAAUUCGGCCGUUUUCAAUGCUACCGAUCGUUCGAACAAAGUACUCAACUGGGUCGAUCCGGAGGAGCUGAAGCGUACGCUCGAUCUGGCCAUCAAGGACGAACCGGAUACGCAUGAAAAGUUGCUGGAGUUGACGCGGGCCACCAUCAGGCACUCGGUGAAGACGGGUCAUCCGUACUUCAUGAACCAGCUAUUCUCGUCAGUUGAUCCGUACGGGUUCGCCGGCCAGGUGUUGACCGAUGCGCUCAACCCAAGCGUCUACACGUUCGAGGUGUCGCCUGUGUUUGUCCUCAUGGAGGAGGUUGUGCUGCGCGAAAUGCGUUCGAUCGUGGGCUACCCGAACGGGGAAGGUGAUGGAAUAUUCGCACCCGGCGGUUCGAUGGCCAACGGGUACGCAAUUAGCUGCGCUCGCCACAAGUUCAUGCCUGACAUUAAGGCGAAAGGAUUACAUGCCCUUCCACGGCUGGUUAUCUUCACAUCGGAAGACGCCCAUUACUCCGUCAAGAAGUUGGCUUCGUUUAUGGGUAUCGGUUCGGACAACGUUUACGCCAUCAAGACCGACAGCAUUGGCAAAAUUCGGACCGAACAUUUGGAGAGUGAAAUCUUGCGUGCCAAAUCCGAGGGAGCCCUGCCGUUCAUGGUAUCGGCCACCGCAGGAACGACCGUAAUUGGUGCGUUCGAUCCGUUGGAACAGAUUGCCGAUCUGUGCGCUAAGUACAAUCUCUGGAUGCACGUCGAUGCGGCUUGGGGUGGUGGUGCUCUGAUGUCCAAGAAGUAUCGUACCCUGCUGAAGGGUAUCGAAAGGUCCGAUUCGGUCACCUGGAAUCCCCACAAGUUGCUGGCGGCUCCACAGCAAUGCUCCACGCUGCUAACGCGCCACCGGAACAUCCUGUCUGAGUGCCACUCCACGAAUGCCACGUACUUGUUCCAGAAGGACAAAUUCUACGACACACGGUACGAUACCGGCGACAAACACAUCCAGUGUGGCCGACGGGCCGAUGUGCUCAAGUUCUGGUUCAUGUGGCGUGCCAAGGGAUCUGCCGGGUUCGAACAUCACAUCGACAAGGUGUUCGAAAAUGCGGAACACUUUACCAACAGUAUUAAAGCACGGCCCGGUUUCGAGAUGGUCAUCGAAAAUCCCGAGUGUACCAACGUGUGCUUCUGGUAUGUACCGCCGGGAUUGCGCAGUGUGCCGCGCGAUUCGGCCGAGUUCCGGGAACGGCUACAUAAGGUUGCGCCGAAGGUGAAGGAGCGCAUGAUGAAGGAAGGUUCGAUGAUGAUCACCUACCAGCCAAUUCACGAUAAGCCGAACUUCUUCCGGCUAGUGCUGCAGAACUCGUCGCUGGACAAGUCGGACAUGAACUACAUUAUCGACGAAAUUGAGCGAUUGGGCAAGGAUCUGUAAUGCGACACAAGACAGUACAGUUCCUCGUUGUUUCCUGUUGCUUAACUUAUUCACCUGCUUUAUCACGUACAGAUGUAUUUAUUGAACGCAUUCGUUACUAGCAGCUAAAUUAACAACAAAAAAGGCAGACAAAACUAACGACCAGUGUCGUACUUUUCAGAGAUACAAGAGCAAAAGAAAGCGAUGACAAAAAAUGCAUCCUAUGCGCACUGUAUAGAUGAGGGCGAUAGUGUUAAUAAGAAACCGUGACACAGUGUAAUAGCAUUCAUAUCCAUAGUGGGUGUAAUGUUGUUCGCUUAAGAAUACUUAUUU
Molecule: messenger RNA, 2140 nt
Organism: Anopheles moucheti
Lineage: Eukaryota; Metazoa; Arthropoda; Insecta; Diptera; Culicidae
Gene: black
Product: cysteine sulfinic acid decarboxylase
Exons: 4
Coding region: 134-1828 (564 amino acids)
Biological process (GO): carboxylic acid metabolic process
Cellular component (GO): cytoplasm
Molecular function (GO): pyridoxal phosphate binding; carboxy-lyase activity
Source: RefSeq, a predicted model, not a curated record